This is a messenger RNA of Larimichthys crocea (large yellow croaker), 1022 nucleotides long. RefSeq names its product exosome component 7 (gene exosc7). Lineage: Eukaryota; Metazoa; Chordata; Actinopteri; Sciaenidae. Gene Ontology annotation, molecular function: mRNA 3'-UTR AU-rich region binding. The transcript is spliced from 8 exons. The record is from RefSeq and is a predicted model, not a curated record. Gene Ontology annotation, biological process: nuclear-transcribed mRNA catabolic process, deadenylation-dependent decay; U5 snRNA 3'-end processing; TRAMP-dependent tRNA surveillance pathway. Bases 76 to 951 code for a protein of 291 amino acids. Gene Ontology annotation, cellular component: nuclear exosome (RNase complex); cytoplasmic exosome (RNase complex).
ACAUUUUGUAAUGUCGUUUCUUGAUGACGUGAGAGGGGAGCGACACACACGCGUGCUAGCAGUGUAGUUUACAUAAUGGCUGCGGUGCAAGUCAGCGAGGCUGAGAAGGUUUACAUUUUACACGGCAUACGGGAUGACUUACGGGUGGACGGGAGAGGCUGUGAGGACUACAGACACAUGGAGAUAGAGACUGAUGUGGUGUCCAACACUGACGGCUCGGCCAAAGUCACUCUGGGACACACUGCAGUUCUUGUCGGGAUUAAGGCUGAAAUUGGAAAGCCAAGGCCCAUGGUGCCAGACGAAGGUUACUUGGAGUUCUUCGUUGACUGUUCAGCCAAUGCAACCCCUGAGUUUGAGGGUAGAGGAGGCGAGGAGCUGGGGACUGAGCUGAGUAACACUCUCUACAAAGUGUUCAACAACAAACACAGCGUAGACCUGAAGAGCCUCUGUAUCAGUACAGGAGAACACUGCUGGGUCCUCUAUGUGGACGUGCUGCUCCUGCAGUGUGACGGAAACCUGUAUGACGCCAUCUCAGUAGCUAUAAAAGCAGCUCUCUUCAACACAAAGAUUCCUAGAGUGCAUAUAUCAGCUGAUGAUGAAGGAGGGAAGGAAAUUGAGCUGUCAGAUGACCCGUAUGACUGUAUGAGACUUAACGUAGAAAACGUUCCUUGUAUAGUGACAUUGUGCAAGGUGGGUCAUCGACACGUAGUGGACGCGACUCUACAGGAGAAGGCAUGCUCUGUGGCAAGCCUGAUCAUCUCCGUCACACAUAAAGGCACGGUCACCUGCACAAGGAAGGUGGGCGGAGGCAGCCUGGACCCAGAGAGCAUCUUCGAAAUGACAGAGGCAGGUAAACGGGUUGGGAAGGCUCUUCAUGCUCCGCUCAUGAAGCUGCUGCAGCAGGAGGAGAGUUUGGGGAAGAAGCAUCAGAAAGUCGGCUUCCUUGGUUAAGAUCAGUUACUGUAUCUACAGUAUGAAUGUACAUGUAUACAGAAUUUUAUAAUUAAACUUUUUGUACAAAU